Messenger RNA from Exophiala aquamarina CBS 119918, 840 nucleotides. RefSeq lists its product as uncharacterized. The record is from RefSeq and is a predicted model, not a curated record. Bases 1 to 840 code for a protein of 279 amino acids. The transcript is spliced from 3 exons. NCBI's taxonomy places the organism in Eukaryota, Fungi, Ascomycota, Eurotiomycetes, Chaetothyriales, Herpotrichiellaceae. Gene Ontology annotation, molecular function: acetylpyruvate hydrolase activity.
AUGGCUAUCGAGGCUUUUAUCCGCUUCGCGGACUCGGACGGGACGGAGAACUAUGGUGAGGUCUCUCAGCAGCAACUGGCAUGUGAUCUUCGAGGUGUCAGCGUGCCAAUCUUGGAAGGAACUCCCUGGACAGGCUUCAAGAGACUCGAUCAGCAGAAAACUGUCUGUCAGGUACUUUGUCCGCUUGAAAAGACGCCACUCAUUAUCUGUAUUGGCCUGAACUACAAACAGCACGCGGAGGAGUCUAAGCAUGAGAUUUCGGAAUACCCUGUCGUUUUUACUAAACCACCGGAUGCUCUUGCCGGUCCAUUCGAUGUAAUCAAAGUUCACCCUGACGCCCAGAGCUAUCUCGACUACGAAGCAGAAUUGACGGUCAUCGUAGGCCGCGACGCCAAAAAUGUACAGGCCUCCAAAGCACUUUCAUAUGUCCUUGGCUACACAAACGGCAAUGAUGUGAGCGCUAGGAAUUUCCAAGCCCCCAACGCAAGUGGUGGGCAGUUUUGCUAUGCAAAAUCAUUUGAUUCAUUUGCUCCUAUUGGGCCGGCUGUUGUGUUGGCGAGCAAGAUCACCGAUCCCCAGAAUCUGCGGCUCUACAGUAAGGUCAAUGGAGGCAUUCGACAGGAGACAAAUACAAAUGAUAUGAUUUGGACAGUGAGCCAGCUUAUAGAGCACUUGAGUCGCGGAACCACAUUGCGAGCAGGUACUGUCAUCAUGACCGGCACCCCAAGUGGUGUUGGAAUCUUCAUGGAACCUAGAGGAAUGGUGGGGCAUGGAGAUGUGGUGCAUGUCGGCAUGGACGGUCUAGGAGAGCUUGCUAAUGAAUUCGAUUUCGAGAAGUGA